Messenger RNA from Ostrinia furnacalis (Asian corn borer), 17254 nucleotides. RefSeq names its product histone-lysine N-methyltransferase 2C. The record is from RefSeq and is a predicted model, not a curated record. The transcript has 62 exons. Lineage: Eukaryota; Metazoa; Arthropoda; Insecta; Lepidoptera; Crambidae. Bases 147 to 16871 code for a protein of 5574 amino acids. Gene Ontology annotation, molecular function: protein binding; histone H3K4 methyltransferase activity; transcription coactivator activity. Gene Ontology annotation, cellular component: nucleus; MLL3/4 complex. Gene Ontology annotation, biological process: positive regulation of transcription by RNA polymerase II.
UUCGUUCGCGAUCACGACGAAUGUCGCGUUAUUUUCAUUAGUUUUUGUGUUGUAAUGUAAAAUAUAUUUAAACGAUGCGUUUUACUUCUGUAACAAGUUUAUUUUCGUGAAGUUAACUCAUUUCGCGUCCGUCGCAAUCGUAUGCGAUGGACGUACCGGAUGAGGGUGUCCUGGAUGUAGAACUCCUCGGUGACGACGGCUCGGAGGAUGAAGGCGAAGCCCCGCCGUCUUCAGCCCAUGUUAACCCCUCGACAGAUUUCUACGCAGGGCCGGGGUCGACGCCGACCUCGUGCGCUUCGUCGCCGCGCGGCGAGGAGCCGGCGUCGCCGCACGGCGGGGUGCCGCAGCCGUCGUUCUUCCACCACCAGCCCUACGCGAGGCCCUUCUUCACGUCGGCCCGCCGGGGGCCCGGCAGGCCGCGCAAGGAAGGCCCCAAGUUGGUCAAAGAGGGCAAGAUUGUUAGGAGGUAUAGAAACCCUGGCUCUGUGAGAGGGGCGAAGAGACACCGCGGCAGCCGCGACGAUGUUCUCGAGGAAGGGAUGGAAGAGGACGACUUUACCAUGCCAGCUCCGGAAGAACCGCCUUUUAUGCCUGAAAAAUGGCCAGGGAAAGUGUGCGCUCUUUGCAACCUUAGCGAGCGCAGUCAGCUGGGCCAAGGCGAAAUGAAGCAGAUUCUGUGUAACAUCAAUGAAGGAGAUGGAAGCACCACGCCAGGAGUGUCCAACUCUGGGGGCGCGACCCCCACGAGCGCGGCGACCCCCACGAGCACCCCGUCCACCCCAGUGCCCCCCGGGCUGGCCUCCCCGCCCCCGGAACUUGUAGAUCCUACCCAACAACCGGCAGCACUACCUUUAAGUAGACGGCAGAAGGCUUUCGCCAAAUGCAAAACACCUCUAUACAACAUGGAGCAUACUGACGAACUGUCAAUAAUUGGACACGUAGAAUCAUUAGAAUUAACAGGGGUAGUGUCCUCCGGGGCUUUCUACCUGCACCGAUGCUGCCUUGAGUUCAGCCCGCCCUUCCACGACCAAGUGGUCGCCAACGCUGACGAAGAUAAAGAUCAGUUGGAGGAGGCGCGGGUCAAGGGCAUAGUCACUGCUGCCUUGUCGAGGAAAUGUGCCUUUUGUACGCGACAUGGUGCUAGUAUUCCUUGUAAGAUGAGUUGCAGUAAGUACUUCCACCUACCGUGUGUUCUCGCGUCUGGGGGUUACAUGGACUUCCAGACGAAAUCUUCUUUCUGCAAGGACCAUUUGUAUCAAGUGCCACUUGUUUGUCCCGCUGAUAUCGACUGCAGGACGUGUAGGACGAUCGGCGAUAUAGCCAACCUCAUGACAUGCGUGACGUGUGGCGCGCACUAUCACGGGACUUGCGUCGGCUUAGCCCAGUUGCCAGGGGUGCGCUCCGGCUGGUCUUGCCGCAUGUGCCGCGUGUGCCAGGUGUGCCGCGGCGAGGCGUCUCCAGCGGACGCGCGCGCCGUGGCCUGCGAGCACUGCGACAAGCUCUACCACGCGCUGUGUCUGCGCCCCGUUAUGGCUACUGUGCCUAAAUAUGGCUGGAAGUGCAAGUGCUGCCGCGUGUGUUCCGACUGCGGCGCGCGCUCGCCCGGCGCGGGCCCGUCGUCGCGCUGGCACGCGCACUACACGGUCUGCGACUCGUGCUACCAGCAGCGCAACAAGGGCUCCUGCUGCCCGCUCUGCCGCCGCGCCUACCGCGCCGCCGCCUACCGCGAUAUGAUCCGCUGCAUCACUUGCAAGAGGUAUGUUCACGGAACGUGUGACCCCGAAGCGGAACCGCAGCAACACAAGCUCAAGAAGGAUCAAAAUCCUCUGUAUGAAUACAACUGUCCAAUAUGCAAAACUCAUCUGCCUCUGCCGAGUGUCAAAUCCGGAUCCUUUGACGAUGACACUGCAGCAUCAACAUCCCAAGAUUCCUCAUUUGGGGAUGAAAAUUCGCAGCAAGAAACGGAUCCCCUUGCUAUUGAACCUAAACCGGACGUGGGUCUAGGAAAAGGCAAGCCUUUUUCGGUGUCCUCAAAGAUAGCUAAGAAGAAAAUUGGUGGUUACAAGUUGAAGGGUGGGUUCCCUCCCGCGGGCAAGCUCGGGUUCCAGAAGCGACAGCGCUCGGUGCUCGAUUUUGGCCGGAAGAGGGGAUCCAAGCCUAAGAUGAGGGGGGUGUUUGGAGUGCCUGGCCUGGGGCUGCAGAGGCCGCAGGCGCCUGACAAUAAGACUUCCGAAGACGAUCCAGCAAUGGAGAACAAACUGGUGCUCUGUUCGAGCAAAGACAAGUUCGUGCUGACGCAAGAUGUGUGCGUGAUGUGUGGCGCCGUCGGAACCGACUCCGAGGGCUGCCUCAUUGCGUGCGCGCAGUGCGGACAGACGUAUCAUCCUUAUUGCGUUAACAUUAAGGUGUCCCAAGUGAUAGUGACGUUGGGCUGGCGCUGCCUGGACUGCACGGUGUGCGAGGGCUGCGGCAGCCGCGGCGACGACAACCUGCUGCUGCUGUGCGACGACUGCGACACCACGUGGCACACCUACUGCGCGCGCCCGCCGCUCGCCGACGUGCCGCGCGGCCCGUGGCGCUGCGAGCGCUGCCGCCGCUGCCUCGUGUGCGGCACCCGCGACACGCUGGCCUGGUGCGACAACUACACGGAGUGUGCCCCGUGCGCGUCGCUGGUGAUGUGUUGCGUGUGCUCGGAGCCGUACUCGGACGGCGAGCUGAUCAUCCAGUGCGAGGCCUGCAACCGCUGGCUGCACGCCUCCUGCGACUCCAUCCGCAGCGAGGGCGACGCCGAGACGUGCUGCCGAGCCGGGUACAAGUGCAUAGUAUGCCGCGGGCGAGAAUUACCGCCGCCGCAUUUAACCCGCGCCAUCGAAUCGGCGCCCGCGCCGGCGCCGCCGCCGCCGCGCCCCCCACCUCGCCCUGCCCUGGCCCUCGGCUUGGGCGGCGAGUAUUAUGUCGACGACGUCUGCUUGUCCCAACACGGCGCACACUAUAUGAAGCAACUAGAAGCUGACUUGGGAAUAACCCAUACGAGGAGGAAGAGACGAUUCAAGAAUGACAACGCUGAAAAAGACGCAGAAAUAAUGGCAUCUAUUGAAACAGUGGUUCAAAACGCCGACGUCGAGAUGACUGACGACUCGAAGCCAGACAGCACUGCGGAGGUUAAAGAGGAACCUGGUCUGCCAUCAAGCGCCAGCCUGAAAGAGGGUAUAAUCUGGAACGUUGCGACCGACGGCCCGCCCCCAGAGGGCUUCACGAUAUGCACCAACGACGCCGGCCUUACUAUCCUGCGACGGAAACGCCAGAGAAACCUCAACAAGCUGGGGAUCGGGGGUUUUGUGGUGCGAAUGAGACAGGCGACGUUGAAAGCCCAGGCCGAAGAUGAGAAGGAGGGAGACGGCACGCAAGGAGAGUCGCCGGGCAAUAAACGCAAACCGCGGAGAAAGCCCCGAUCAAAACUGAUGGAACAGUUUCCUUCAUACAUGCAAGAAGCGUUUUUUGGGAAAGAACUUUUGGAACCCAGCAAGCCUACAGUCACGUCUACAGGUAACCCAUCAGAAAGUCCCGGAGGAUCGGUGCGCGGUGGCACUCCUGAAGGAUACCGUGAACUUCGAGACUUCAAACUGGAUCUAGAAAACUCGGAUUCCGAUGAGGAAGACUUUGUUUCUAUGCUGAAUGCUGUCAAUGACUUGGACCAGUCGGUUGUCAUUAUGCUAAAUGCGGAUGAAAUAGAACUCCUCAACUCUCUCAAACCAAAAGAAGAAAAGGACGACUCAACCGCCACCAACUCAGACGGCACAGUCAAGAUCAAGACUGAGACUGAAGACGGGAAUCUGAAGCAUACGGAAGACUCGACAGCGUUAAAGAACGCCAUACUGGGCCCUCAGCCAGAAGAAGCGCCCGCGCCGCCUGAGGCGAUACCCGCCGUGCAUACUACGAAGACUGAGCCUGUUAGCAGCGAAACGGGCGGGUCAUCGCAAGCGUCCACCAUAUCUCCCAAAGAUGACCUACUGCUCGGCGUGAACCUGGAUGCCAUGGUGCGAGAUUCGCUUCCCGAUAUGGACAGCAACGACGUCGACGAGAUAUUCAAGGGCGUGCUCACUGAUGACUCGCAGGAGUCCCAGGAGUCGUCAGUAUCGUACGUGAACUCGAUGGCGGGCACGCCGUACUCGCAGCAGCGGCAGCAGUUGCAGAGCCCUAUGGAGUACGCCUCGCCUUACCAUCACACUGAAUUCGGGAGCAGCAACAGCGCCCUAAGCCCGCUAUUCUCGGAGGGCGCGGGCGCCGCUACGCCCGGGAGCGCCACGCCGGGCACGCCGGGGCCCGCCGCGUGGCCCGAGCAGCCGCCCGCGCCGCCGCCGUCCUACAACCAGCGGAGCGCCGAUAAGAUGCGCGCUGAUGAGAGCUUAGGGUCAGCGGCGACAAUAUCUGCCGUUCUAUACGCCAACACCAACCACCCAGAAUGGAAAACAGAGUUCCCCAACUGGGUGGACCGUUGCAAGCAAAUCUUGAAGAAGUGGCGCGCGUUGCCUUCAGAGCAAAAAGCGCCUUAUCUCCAGCGCGCUAGAGACAACCGCAGCGCGAUCCGCAUGAAGAAGGCCCAACAGGUGAGGCAAACGGGCGGGUCAUCGCAAGCGUCCACCAUAUCUCCCAAAGAUGACCUACUGCUCGGCGUGAAUUUGGAUGCUAUGGUGCGGGAUUCGCUUCCUGAUAUGGACAGCAACGACGUCGACGAGAUAUUCAAGGGCGUGCUCACUGAUGACUCGCAGGAGUCCCAGGAGUCGUCAGUAUCGUACGUGAACUCGAUGGCGGGCACGCCGUACUCGCAGCAGCGGCAACAGUUGCAGAGCCCUAUGGAGUACGCCUCGCCUUACCAUCACACUGAAUUUGGAAGCAGCAACAGCGCCCUAAGCCCGCUAUUCUCGGAGGGCGCGGGCGCGGCUACGCCCGGGAGCGCCACGCCGGGCACGCCGGGGCCCGCCGCGUGGCCCGAGCAGCCGCCCGCGCCGCCGCCGUCCUACAACCAGCGGAGCGCCGAUAAGAUGCGCGCUGAUGAGAGCCUAGGGUCGGCGGCGACAAUAUCUGCCGUUCUAUACGCCAACACCAACCAUCCAGAAUGGAAAACAGAGUUCCCCAACUGGGUAGACCGCUGCAAGCAAAUCUUGAAGAAGUGGCGCGCGUUGCCUUCAGAGCAAAAAGCGCCUUAUCUCCAACGCGCUCGAGACAACCGCAGCGCGAUCCGAAUGAAGAAAGCCCAGCAGACGAGCGGCGGAGCGGCGGCGGCGGCGAGCGAGGCGGAGAGCUGCAGGGCGCCGACGACGCCGCCGGCGGGGGCGGCGGGGGCCGGCGGGGGCGGGGCGGCGGUCGCGGGCGGCCCGGCGGUGCGCGCGCCCAACGUCACGGUGACGGCGGCCGGGCUCCUGGAGGCCGACGCGCACAUCCGCGUGCUCACCCCCUCCGAGAUCAUGCGCACGCUGCCGCGCCUCGCGCACGANUCGCUGGGACAAUUUUACUGGUUGUACAGUUCAUAUACGAGCGGCGGAGCGGCGGCGGCGGCGAGCGAGGCGGAGAGCUGCAGGGCGCCGACGACGCCGCCGGCGGGGGCGGCGGGGGCCGGCGGGGGCGGGGCGGCGGUCGCGGGCGGCCCGGCGGUGCGCGCGCCCAACGUCACGGUGACGGCGGCCGGGCUCCUGGAGGCCGACGCGCACAUCCGCGUGCUCACCCCCUCCGAGAUCAUGCGCACGCUGCCGCGCCUCGCGCACGAUCGCAACACGGAGCAGGAGCGAACGUGCGGGCAGCAGCGCAGCGCGCGCGAGGCCGAGCAGGAGCGCCAGUGGAAGCACCUGCAGCAGCAGCGCCAGCAGCAGACGCAGCAGCAGCAGCAGAUCAUCCACGACCAGCGGAUGCACGGUACGUCAGCUAUUCAGAGGCUACGAGCGCCGGACGGCAGCGUGUCGCCAGCAGCAGCAGGGCCCGGGGCCCCGCCUACGCCCGGCGCGGGGUCCCCCGCGGGCCCCGGCGCGCCCCCCGGGCCCACGGCUGAGGCGCCGAGAAGUGCCUUCCCAGCACAACGCUUCCCGUUACACUACACCAACAAUGAAGACAUCAAUAGACAACUUAGAGACUUGCUUCAGCGACAUCCGGACAAGAUGUGGCCGCCGCAAGCUAACAACGAAGAAGGUUCAAUACAAGGCAUUAACGUAGAAGGACAACCAUUUAGGCAUCCUCUGCCAGUAGGCUUACGCCCAAGAACGCCUUUGCAACCUGGACAAAGGCCGGACCAUCAGAUACUAAUGCAACAACGCUUAGUGGCAGCGGAUAACGCCCAAAUGCAACAGAAUGCCGCGAACGCAGCUGCGCAGCAUCAAAUGGAACAGAACAAACAGAAUGUCAUGUCACAACAAGGAGGUCAAGGAGGCGAGACCAAACAAGAAUCCAAUCAAGACCAAGGGACUGACGAAAUGGAUAUGGGAGACAUGGAUAAACUGGAACAGGAUACUGGGAAUAUUGGCGAAGUGGACAUCCUAACGGGUCUAGGGGGUGAGGAUGACGAGGAACUCUUAGAGUCCCUGACGGCGGAGAUCGGCGAGCAGUUCAACAUUUUGGAGUACGCUGAUCCCGAGCUGGCAGCGCUCAAUGAUGCAGAACACAUCCUGGAUGGCCUGGAGUUGGCUGAGGAUGGAAUGGCGGAGAGGCACGCCAAGAUACAUCCAGAGGAUGAUAUGGACCAGAAGCCGGACACAAAAAUGGAUACGGAACUCCAAAAAGCAGUCAAAAACAUUGAAGCCACUAAAGAGGUUAAGUCGGAAUUGGAAGACGUGAAACAAGAGGGCGAAGUGAAAGUGGAGGGCGGUCCGCAGCAAACUGUCACGCAGAUGUUCUCCGACGGCGUACAGAGGAUCAUUAGCACUAAUCAACAGAUGGCGCUACAGUCGGCAAUGCAGGCGAUCAAGGCGGAGGUGAAGCUCGAAGGCGACGAAAAAAACGAAGCGCUGCGAAACGCCGUGCAAUCGCCGCAGCGGCCGCCGCAGCAAAUGUUUGCGCAGCAACGGAUCAAGAUACCUGUGCAGUGGGCGCAAUACGGGCAGCAGCAGCAGCUUGGUCAGCAAACGCAGCCAGUGCAGCGGCCGCAGGUGCAGUUCACCGCGCAGCACCCCAUGCACUUCCAGGGUGGCGCGAACUCAGCUCACACUCAGAGCAUAGUAAACGCGAUGACCGCUCAAGUGAACGCGGCGCUAGCGGCCGGUCGCACCAUCCAGCCGGGCACCCGCCUCGUCGGCCUCGACGGAGCCGUGGGCGUCGUGAGGCAGGACCGCACCGUCGCGCUCGCUACGCUGCCGCACUCUGCUAACGGUGAGUCAUCUCUGACUGACUCAGUUUUGACUAUAGUAAACGGAAUGACCGCUCAAAUGAACGCGGCCGGUCGCACCAUCCAGCCGGGCACCCGCCUCGUCGGCCUCGACGGAGCCGUGGGCGUCGUGAGGCAGGACCGCACCGUCGCGCUCGCUACGCUGCCGCACUCUGCUAACGGUGAGUCAUCUCUGACUGACUCAGUUUUGACUAUAGUAAACGGAAUGACCGCUCAAAUGAACGCGGCCGGUCGCACCAUCCAGCCGGGAACCCGCCUCGUCGGCUUCGACAGAGCCGUGGGCGUCGUGAGGCAGGACCGCAUCGUCGCGCUCGCUACGCUGCCGCACUCCGCUAACGGUGAGUCAUCUCUGGCUGACUCAGUUUUGACUAUAGUGAACGCUAUGACCGCUCAAGUGAACGCGGCGCUAGCGGCCGGCCGCACCAUCCAGCAGGGCACCCGCCUCGUCGGCCUCGACGGAGCCGUGGGCGUCGUGAGGCAGGACCGCACCGUCGCGCUCGCUACGCUGCCGCACUCUGCUAACGUCCGUUACCCCCCAGCGGCAGUGGGCGUGAACGUGGGCGUGGCCGGCCGGGCCCCGCCCCCGCCGCCCUACCCAGGGACCCUCCGGCCGCCCGCGCCGCCCGCCCCGCACGCGCCGCCCGCCCAGCCGCCGCCGCCCUACCCGCAGAACGUAAACCAGGAGCAACCGUUGCUUCUGGAGGAGCUCCUGGAGCAGGAGAAGCGGGAGCAGGAGCGCGAGGGCGGCGAGUGGGGCGCGCCGGCGCCGCCGCCCGCGCCCGCCGCGCCGCCCGCGCCGACGUUGCCGCUGUACGCCGCGCCGCCGCCCGCCGCGCCGCCACCGCCGCCCGACCGGCCGCUCUCCGACGCCGACCACCACGCGCGCCUCCUCUACGAGCAGUGGCUCAAGCGCUUCGCCGCCUACGCCGCCGACCAGCAGACCUACUACGAGGUCGAGGUCCAGAAGCUCCGCAAGAUGCGCAAGUCGCUGAACAGUAAGCAGCGGCAGCUGCGCAAGUCGGGCAACGAGCUGCAGCCCAACGACGCGGCCGAACUGCAGCGCGUGUCCACGGAGCAGCAGGCGCUGCAGAAGCACCUGGACGCCGCGCGAAAGCAGGCGCGGCAGCACACCAUGCUGAUACAGGAAUAUGAGACAAAGCAGAGGCAACAAAAUCCGCAGCUAGCACAACAAAACGUGAUGAAUCAGCAACAGAUUUCGUCGAACCAGACGGUGUUCGCACAAAACCAAAAUAUGGGACAAGGACAGCAAAUGCAGCAGCAGACGAUUAACAGACCGAUGCAGCUGGGACUGCAGGGGUCUUUGCAACAGCAGCAGACUUUGAUCAGAACUCAACAAACCGUUUUGAACUCCGAGGGCCAACCGAUGACGCAGCAGAGGAUAGGGUUGGUCACGUCGCCGCUCAAUACCCAAGGAAGGAUUUUACAAAGCGGGCGGACAUUGGUCAUAGAGCAGACCGGGGCUCCUCAGCAGCAGCUAGUGAGGCAGUUAGGCGUGCAAGAGAGACCGCAGUCUGUCGGCGGCAUAGUUCAAUUCGGUCAGCAGCAGAUAACCGGAGUUAGAAAUGCGAUGCAAGCGGGAAAUCAAACGCCGCGGCCGCCGGGAGCGCGACCCGCGAUGUCUCCGCUACACGUGCAAUCGCCGCAUUCUCAGUCGCCGCAUCAUCCUCUUGCGCCGCAGUCGCCAUUGCACCAUCUGACGUCACCGAUGCAGUCGCCGCUGCACUCGGCGCAGUCGCCGCUGCACUCGCAGCAGUCGCCGCUGCACGCGCAACAGUCGCCGCUCCACUCCCAGUCUAACGUGCCGCAGUCGCCAAUGCAUCCUCAGCAGUCGCCUCUACACCCGCAACAAUCGCCUAUGCAUCCGCAACAGUCGCCGAUGCACCAGAGCCCGAUGCAUCCGCAACAAAGUCCGAUGCAUCAGCAGGGCCAGAUGUCGACGCAGCACUCGCCGAUGCACCCGCAACAAUCGCCGAUGCAUUCGCAACAGUCGCCGAUGCACUCGCAACAGUCUCCGAUGCAUAUGCAGCAGAGCCCGAUGCACACGCAACAGAGCCCGAUGCAGUCGUCGAUGUCGCCACAACAUUUCCUGCAACAAUUCCAAGCGCAGAGGACUAGUCCGCAGUUGCCUACUCCCAGUAGGAGUCCACAGAUUUAUCAACAGUCACAAAUCCAAAGUCCUGUAGCGUCGCACUCGCCUCAAUUGCAAAACCAGAGUGACUACGCAACGGGAAGAUUCCCUCGGCCGGCACCUGGAUGCUCGCCCCUGCCGACGCGGUUCGCCAGGCCGCCGCAUCAUCAGCAAGGAAUGAGGGUGGGCGUGCCUUUUGGCAGCCGCCAGCAAACGUCUCCACUCGGCAGUCCGCAGCCAUUGCCGUCACCCGGCAACCCGGCUUCCGAGAUUGCGCGUCAGCAAAUGCUCCAACGCCAGCAAUACAGCCCUAUGGGCGGGGCGCCAUCUUCUCCGUCUCUCUCGCGCUCGCCGCACGUGGCCCGCACGCCCACGCCGCACGCCUCGCCCGCCGCCUCGCCCGCGCCGCACCACGACCACGGCGGCGGCCCGCACCACGCCGCGCCCUUCCCGCCCGGCUACCGGUACACCAAGCCUGGGUUGAUGGGCGGCGCGCCCGUCUGGCCGGCUAAGGACCGCCCGCAUCAUUUGGCUAAGCUCUCCUGCUCGCCGCAUCAUGAGCAUGGCGGCGGCCCGCACCACGCCGUGCCCUUCCCGCCCGGCUACCGGUACACCAAGCCUGGAUUAAUGGGCGGCGCGCCCGUCUGGCCGGCUAAGGACCGCCCGCAUCAUUUGGCUAAGCUCUCCUGCUCGCCGCACCACGACCACGGCGGCGGCCCGCACCACGCCGCGCCCUUCCCGCCCGGCUACCGGUAUACUAAGCCUGGAUUAAUGGGCGGCGCGCCCGUCUGGCCGGCUAAGGACCGCCCGCAUCACCUUGCCAAGGUGUCGAUCCUAAAGCGGCGAACGCCUCCACGGCCGCGGCUGUCGGCGGCGCCGCUGGCCCCGGCGGCGGGCGCGGAGGACUACGUGCUGUACUCGCAGGACGGCGAGUUCCGCGACGACGCGCUGGCGCCGCUGGACGACGACGACAUCGUGCUGGUGGAGCCCGGCGCCGCCUCGCCGCGGGAGCGCAUCGCCACCGAGGAGGACUUCGAGGAGCUCAUCGACGGCGGCAAGCCCGACGACGAGCCCGACGACGACGCGCCCGCCACGCGCACCGAGACCGCCACCAAGACCGUCGCCGUCAUCAGCCUGUCCACCAAGCAGCCCGCGCUGCAGCAGUACUCGCUGGCGCGCCUGCCCGUGCUCAGCGCCGCCGUGCUGCAGCAGUCCAACAAGAUCCUCGACGAGGUCUCGCAGGCCACCGUCGCCUCCGUGUCCAUCGCCAACCAGACCAUCUCCGUGCCGGUGCUCAAGAGCCUGGCCGUGCCGCUGCACGCCGGCGCGCCCAAGCCCGCGCUCAAGAAGCCGCUCGCCAGCCCCGUCAUCAGCGUCAUCUCCUCUAACGUGCCCAAGCCCUCGCCCGUCAACCCCGUCAUCGUCACCUCCGCCGCCGGCGCGCGCGUGCCCGUGUCCAUCCUCACGCAGCACCAGGUCAAGCAGAAGAUCGUCAAGACCAUCGAGAAGCCCAUGGCGCUGUCGCUCUCCAACACCAAACUCUCGAGCUUGUCCGUCACGCACGACGCGACUCUUCCCGCGAAGAUAUUCCAGGACGAGGCCGCGUCGCCGGACAGCACGGUCCCCCCGGAGAGUAACACUGAGAAGGAGCUGCAGAACCAGAUAUCUUCGUCGUCGUCGCACCACAUGCUUUCGAUGUCCUCUCAGGGCACGUCUCACGACCACCGCCCGGCGCCCAUCAUCAAGGAGCCGAACAAGGACAUAGAUAUCGAGACGGAGAUCAGUCAGCAGACGGAGCUUCCCCACACGUUGUGUAUUACUGACCGAACGCCUCUGCUUCUGGGGAAGGCGGAUAUAAAGAGUCCGGACCCGAUUCCCGAGAAGAUACCCGAUAACAUUAUGGAGGGCGACGAUGAAGAUAAGCCCGAGGACAACAUUCAGAGCAAUUUGCUGCUCUCCUACAGCAAAAGCAUUACCGAGCAGCAGCAGGCGGCGCAGAAUCCACCGUUGCCGGAGACUAAACCUGAGGAAAACGUUGUCAAAACCAUCAAAGCGAUAGCCAAUCAAGUCAUAGACUCGAAUAUGCAAAUAGCUUCUGAUAUUUCGCAGGAGUCGGUUCAAAUAUCUAUACCGUCACCGACGCCCUCGCAAGAGAGAUACCUCAAUGAUAUUACGAUGCAAGAACAUCAGGAGGCCGUGGAAGGAAACUCGAAACACGUCGAGUUUGAAGAUAUGCUCUGUAUGUUUGAAAACAUCACGGAUACAGACACCAAAACGUAUGGAAUGAAGCAAACGAAUCAAAAACCGCCUAACCCUCCCGUGAAUAUACCAGCGAAGAGUGACAAUAAAGAAACUCAGGAGCAAAUGACAUUCCCCAAGAGAGAAACUGAAAGACUAAAUAUACAAUCGGCGACAGUGCCUCAGCUGUCCCCGUUGUCGCAACCCGCGGAACUGACGUCUAAUAUGGCGAACGUUUCGCAACAACUUCGUACAAUAAUGUCAUCGCUGAACACCAACAAUUCCAAAGUAGAAUCUCAAACAAUGUCUAUGAUACGUAAAAACAGUGAUGCGACGACUCCCACCCAAGUGAAUUUCGAAAACUUGUUGCCUUCGUCCAAAGUAGAAGUGGCUGCGUCUAGGCCCUCACCAGUUCAAAGAAUAGAAAAGCCUAUGACGUCUCUGCCAUCAUCGGAGAGUAUGCCCAUGAGUGCAGCUCAAGUCAUCGGUUCGCGGGUCAAUACUCUAUCUUCGAUGACUCAGCUUAGAAAAUCGCCGACUGUUUCACCGAUAAAUUCCCCCGUGAGCAUGCAGAAUACGAUGAUGAAAUCCCCUGCGCAGUCUCCACUAAUAUCAAAUCAAGCUUUCAGUCAACCCGAAGAUAUAAUAACCGUGUCAACUGUGUCUUCGCAAAUAAUACAAAUGCCUGCUUUAUCAAAAAUACACAGUAGCACUCCGCCCUCUAUGAUUCACUCGAGUAACAAUACGACAAUCACCACGAGCGUCUGUGGUUAUCAAAAGCCGCCUUUGCCGACGAGUAUAUUGGGCCACACGCUGCUUCAGCCGAGCAGACAAAUAAAUACCAACAAUUUGCCUUUUAGUCAACAAAGUAUUAGCUCUAGUCAGCCCCCGGCACUAGUGAUGACUUCGAGGCCAUUGAUGGGUAAUAAGGAACCGCCGCCUAAUGUUACAGUUAGGACGCAUAUCGCGAGCCCGGGAAUGGGGCAAAUGCAAGCCAAAACUAGCACGGGCCCAAUCAAUUUUAUAACGUCAUCAAAAUUAUUACACACGCAGCUAACAUCACCGCUGAAACGAUCCAAGUCGACAGACGAACCUAAAAGUGAAGUUAUCGUCGGCCAUAUUCAGCCUACGAAAAGGCACAGCGUAGAAGCUGUCGUCGUCAAAUCGGAGCCCAUGGAGACUGACGAUCCGAAUACAUCUGCCGCAAACACUGACGCGAGUAAAAUCCUACAGCAGAACUCUGCAAACCAAAGAAAUGACGAGUCGCAAAAUGUAUUGCUGAAACAACUUUUACAAACUACGACUACCGCCGCAAAUGUCGUUCCUCAACGCACCAUGACCAUACAGAGAACGGCGCCCGCGCUAGGCACGAUCCCAUCGCUCGAAGCGCAGCUCGCUAGACCGCCUAUACCUCCACCUACGCUAGCUUUAACACAAGAAGUGGAAAUUCCAAAGAACUCUCCUAGGCAUAUACAUACCACAGUAAAUUCACCGUUCACAUCUCGACCCAUGCAAACAUCGAUACCCACUUCAUCUAUAUCACCAUUGAUGCACACCUCGACGCAAUCUUUGAUGGAUGUUAGAAAACUGCCUAUGAAGAUAAUGACGAAGGAGGAGACUACGCCGCUUCCAGAGAGUUCGCCGACGAUGAAAACACUGCCCAUGUACCCAAUGAGCGUCGAAAAUCAACAGCUUCAACAAGCUAUAAAGAAAGAGAUCGCUCCUCCAAUGCAGAGUCCUGUGCAUAGACCAUUUACUCCGUUAGAUGUUAAAAAAGAACUGCUAGAUGAGAGCUCGCAGCAAUCCGCAACCUCUGGCAUUUCUACUGCGUCAGAUCAGGGCAAGUUAGAUCAACCGAUGAAAGAAGAAUUUCCAGAAACCGUUAACAUGGAUCCUUCGUCGGAGGUCAACGCACCCGAAACGCCAUCUGAAGCUAAGAAGCGCAAACGUCGAGAGUACCAACAAAAGAAACGAAAGCAGAUGCAACUGAACAUGAAAGCGGCUGCGGAAAACAAUUUGAACGCGGCCAACGCUAAAAAGAGGCCUCGAAAAGGCUCCAGAUACGAAGAAGAUUAUGACACUUUUAUUGAUAACUUGAUGACUCAGCUGCGCUUACUUCCUCAGAUGCAAAUACAAGAGCCCACUUUGACGACCAACUUCGCAGUGUGCCCACUGUUUGGUUCAGGUGACUUGACUAAACUUAAAAAUAAAGAUUAUGACAUUCUGAAAGGUGACCUUCUGGGGGAGUUUGGUAACGCCAAAAUACCGAAUGUUGCCGAUUAUUACAACACAAAACCCUUUGGAGAUGAGGAGCCGCUGCCUGAAAAACAGGCUGCGUCGACACAGAGAGGCUUUUAUGACCAAGAAUUCCAGCCCAUUAUGUUUGACGACGAUCCAGAAGACAAAAAGCUGGACUUCAUAUGCAAAGAAAGAGACACAGAUACACCUGACAGUAUUGUUAGCUGUUCUAGUCCCGAAUGCCUCGACAUAGAAUCUGCAAAUCGGUUUCCUGGGCUCAAACUUAUCGAAGACGACGAAGAAGACGAGGAUAGUGAUUCUGCUUCGGGUCGCGUGUCUCCUGUGAUACCUCUCAUCGCGCCGGUCCCGAUCAGAAUCAAACCCGUCUCGUUAUAUCAGCUCAAAGAGGAGGAAGAAGUCCAGAAGCCUCUAAAAUGCCUCGAAACGGAAUCUCCUGCCAAACCAAAGAUGGUAGAUUCUCCGGGUAGUACAGAAAGUAAUGAAAACGUCACUGUUACGCUCACUUUAACCUCCGGUGCCGCUGAAGAUAUACUGGGAGUGCUGAAAGAACUCGCCGGGAUAUUACAUAUACCUCCGCCUACCGCAUACCAGAUAAUAGAAAGAACUGCCACGCCCCCAUCACAUAAGCUGGGAUUGUACAGAUCGAAGGGAAAAGACGGCAAAGAGGGAACACCAAUCGACAUUCAAAGCAUUCUGAAUGGUGCUGCUAAGUUCUGCCGACACUGCGAUGUCGUAAUUUUAGAUUCAGUCGUCCGAGCAAAGGCAUCCGAAUUCCCUCUAUUGUCGGCUAACAAAGGAAAUGCUGGCGAAAUCCUGUGCGACAGCGAUUCCGAGCUAUAUUUCUGCAGCACGCAAUGCUACCAAAGAUUCGCCUGGCGUCCCACCAACAUAAUCCUCGAUGGUAAAUCGAAGACCACCGUCAAAGAGGAUAGCAAGUCUGACGUCGAAACCAACCUGUCGAAAGACCGCGACGACUUCGACACCGCGUCCACCGAGAGCAUGGAGACCGACGAUUUGGAUAUCAAGCCUGACAUCAAAGACGAGAAGAUGGAUUUAUCAUUCAUGGAUUCAUUAGACAACGACGAACUGAUGAAGGAAGUGGGAGACGACGUCAGCGCGUUAGACGAGGAUUUGAAGAGCGUGGAACAUGACGAGAAGAGUAACCAGAGCACUGAGCCCGAAAAGUACCGAGGGAUACGAUACAAGGCGUGGUCGCCCGGUUGUAUCGGGCCGCCCGCGAAAUACAAGCGCCCCACCGAUAGGGAGUUGACCGAGCUAGUGUUCAGGACAGGCGUUGCUAUAAUGCCGGUGACUAAUGAAGAUACUAGGAAGUGUGAACUGUGCGGUAUACAGGGUGACGGUGUGGCGGACGGAGUGUCGAGGUUACUGAACUGUGACGUAGAUAGAUGGGUGCACUUGAACUGUGCGCUGUGGUCAGAAGGCGUGUAUGAGACCGUUAGCGGGGCUCUGAUGAACGUUGAGACCGCUCUUGCUAACGGGUCCACGGCCGCCUGCGCCGUUUGCAGGAGACUGGGCGCGACCGUGAGGUGCUUCAAGGUGCGCUGCGGCAGCGUCUACCAUCUGGGGUGUGCGGUCAAGGACAGCUGCGUGUUUUACAAGAACAAGACUGCCUUCUGCUCUUCCCAUGCACCCAAGAAUGAAAAAGACAACGAGCUCACCACAUUAAGCGUGCAACGCCGCGUGUAUGUCUCCCGCGACGAGCAGCGGCAGGUGGCGUCUGUGAUGCUUCACUCCGACACCAACCACCUCAUCCGCGUGGGCGGGCUCAUCUUCCUCAGCCCCGGCCACCUGCUGCCGCACCAGUUGCACGCCUUCCACACGCCCAACUACAUCUACCCUGUGGGGUACAAGAUCGUGCGCUUCUACUGGUCGAUGUGCCGCGCCAACAGCCGCUGCCGCUACCUGUGCUGGAUCUCGGAGGACGAGGGCCGGCCGCGCUUCCACGUGCGCGCGCAGGACGAGCCGCGCACCGAGCGCGCCGCCGCCACGCCGCGCGCCGCCUGGGCCGAGGUUCUGGAUGCAGUAGCGGCGUUACGAGAAAACCGCGGCGAAGACGGAGUGCUGAAGCUGUGGCCCAACUACGUCACGGGAGAAGACCUGUUCGGCCUCACUGAACCGGCCGUCGUCAGGGUGCUAGAGAGUUUGCCAGGCAUUGAAACGCUGACGGACUACCGAUUCAAGUUCGGUCGUUCAGCGCUACUCGAAGGCGGUCUCUGCGUGAAUCCAUCUGGCUGCGCUCGAAGCGAGCCUCGCUGUAAAGGGGCGUGGCGCCGCGUGACGCGCUCUCUGGUGCCGGCCACGCCCACGCCCGCGCCGCCCUCGCCCUCCGACCACCCCGCCUGCCCCUACUCCAAGCAGUUCGUGCACACCAAGAGCAGCCAGUACAAGAAGAUGAAGCUCGAGUGGCGGAACAACGUUUAUCUGGCCAGGUCUAAAAUCCAAGGGCUCGGACUGUACGCUGCCCGCGACCUCGAGAAGCACACAAUGGUCAUCGAGUACAUCGGCGAAAUCAUCCGCUCCGAGCUCUCGGAGAUCCGGGAGAAGCAAUACGAAGCCAAGAACCGAGGGAUCUACAUGUUCCGGCUGGACGAGCGGCGCGUGAUCGACGCCACGCUGAGCGGCGGGCUGGCGCGCUACAUCAACCACUCGUGCCAGCCCAACUGCGUGGCCGAGACUGUGGAGGUAGACCGCCAUCUCCGCAUCGUCAUCUUCGCCAAGCGACGCAUCGCCAGGGGGGAGGAGCUGGCAUACGACUACAAAUUCGACAUUGAAGACGACGCACACAAGAUUAUGUGCAUGUGCGGAGCGCCCAACUGCCGCAAGUGGAUGAACUAAGCGCCAGACUCGCGGGAGAUCCCAUCUUCCGGGGUCAAACACAGCACUGAACUAUACUCCGAGACCUCAUCUCGCUUGCGUUCGGAACACAAAGAUUAUGAUCCGAAACCCUCGCGACGUUUUUCGUACAACUUCCCAAGUUUCGAACGCCAGCGGGAUAUGGGCCUACAAAGCUAGUGAGCAAGUAUUUUCUUAUGCCAUUCGUUUGUAGAAUAGAAAAGGCUAUGAUACCUAGUUUUACGUACCAAAGUGAUUUUCAACAUGUAAUAUAAGUGGACGAAUAAUUUAGAGCUGACGUGUGAUUAUCUAUCAAUAAGACAAUAUCAAAAGUUUUACUGAUAGUACCCAAUUAACUAUAAUUUUUCUAUUUCUUUUUUAGUAAU